This is a messenger RNA of Ilyonectria robusta, 1867 nucleotides long. RefSeq names its product amino acid/polyamine transporter I. The record is from RefSeq and is a predicted model, not a curated record. The transcript is spliced from 9 exons. The coding region runs from base 125 to 1690 and encodes 521 amino acids. Lineage: Eukaryota; Fungi; Ascomycota; Sordariomycetes; Hypocreales; Nectriaceae. Gene Ontology annotation, molecular function: transmembrane transporter activity. Gene Ontology annotation, biological process: transmembrane transport. Gene Ontology annotation, cellular component: membrane.
AGAUGACUGAUAAGCAGGUGUGUUUCGGUGUCCCUGCACAUUGGUCGCGCAGCAUAAAAUAACAACGGCACCCCAAGUUUGUUCUAAGAGUAGACCCUCUACAAACUCCUUUCUCUUCAUCAACAUGUCGGCCGGUACUACGUCGAAUAGCAACGAGGGCCACCUCCAGCCACGGCUGUCGGGGUUGACCAUGGUUGCAAUGGCCUUUGCCAUUCUGAACACAUGGAUUGCUCUUGCAGGAUCAAUCGGGCUUAUCCUGCCGUCUGGAGGCGCCGUAUCGCUGUUGUACGGGUUCCUCUUCUGCGUGUUGUGCAACUUUGCACUCACCGCCAGCCUGGGCGAGAUGGCCGCCAUCUGGCCAACCUCUGGUGGCCAAUACCACUUCGUCUAUGCUCUGUGCACGGAUAGGUGGAAUCGAUUGAUGAGCUUCUGGGUCGGCUGGACCAACAUUGCCGGCUGGUUGGUUGUGGUCACAGUCCAGGCCUUUUUCGCAGCUCAAUUCGUCUGCGCCGCCGCCGUUGUGGCUUCGAACGAGAGAUAUACAAUCACGGCAUGGAGCACUUAUCUCAUCUUCUUGGCCAUCAUCGUCUUCUCCACUGUGGGUAAUAUCUGGGGCAACAGAAUACUGGGACGAUGGAACGACCUGGCUUUGCUCUGGUCAAUCCUCGGUGUUGUAAUCAUCGGCAUUGUGCUCCUCGCCAUGUCGGAAAAGACCGAUGCGACUUACGUCUUUACCGACUUUAACAACGAAACCGGUUGGUCCGACGGCAUGGCUUGGAUCCUUGGUCUACUUCAGUCGGCGCUGUCACUCAUCGGGUUCGAUGUUGUUCUGCACAUGGCUGAAGAGAUGCCUAACCCUGCGCGAGACGCACCCCGAGCUAUGAUCUAUGCCAUCGCUGUAGGAGGGGUCACUGGUACUGCCUUCAUCUUGAUCAUCCUGUUCUGCCUCGUGGACCCCACAGCCAUCGUUUCGUCACCUACUGGAAUGCCUAUCGUCGAACUCAUCCACCGAGCGACAGGGAGUCGCGCAGCAGCGACUAUAUUGACAUUGAUGCUGGGUAUUUGUUUCAUCAACGGCACCAAUGCAAGCAUGACGAGCGCCAGUCGACUUUUGUACGCGAUGGCACGAGACAAGGGUAUCGUUUUCCACCAGUACUUCUCGCAUAUCCACCCCAGUCUCAAUGUCCCAGUGCGCACUAUUCUUGUCUGCUUCUUCUUCAACGUCGCAUUUGGCCUGCUCUACUUAGGUCCGACUGUCGCCUUUAGUGCUUAUGUGGCAUCAUGCACGAUCCUUUUGAACGUAUCAUACGCCUUCCCCAUCAUCACGCUUCUCAUCAGAGGCAGAAAGAUCCUGGAGCAGCACCAAACAAAUGAAACACCCUUCAAGCUUGGUAAAUGGGGCUAUGCCAUCAACUGGACUGCCGCCCUGUUCGUGGUUGUGACCUCAGUCUUUUUCUGCUUUCCUGCUAGUCUCCCAGUCUCGGGAAACACAAUGAAUUAUGUCUCCGCCGUGAUUGGGAUCUUCUUCCUCGUGAUCGGAAUCUACUGGCUCAUCUAUGGACACAGGUUUGAAGGCCCGAAAUUCGACGUUAUUCUUGGGGAGCAGGCGGACAAUGCAACGGCUAGAAGCCAUUCUCUAACGGUAUCCCUCAACGAAAAGGAGGUGGCAGCGAGGGAUGAUAACGUAUGACGGGUUUGGAAAGUCUAGGUCGUUGAAAAUGGACCGAUAAGGAAUUGAGAAUGUUAUCGUAGUUUUAUACCUUAAUGGCCUUAUAAGGGUUUAUUCUUCUCUGACGACCGUUGGGAAAUGUAAAUAUCGCAAUCAAGAGUGCCCAGCUGCACCAGCAAAGGUGCGCCUUCUCCUUUG